Molecule: messenger RNA, 3660 nt
Organism: Pimephales promelas (fathead minnow)
Lineage: Eukaryota; Metazoa; Chordata; Actinopteri; Cypriniformes; Leuciscidae
Source: RefSeq, a predicted model, not a curated record
UAUCGAAAGUAAAAGAAAGCUGAUGUUUAGCUAUUUUAAUCAGACAGUCCAUUCCUUAAAAUAUUAUUAGAUGUUAAAUACAAACUUUUAUUAAAUGGUAGGCAGGGAUUUAUGUGUAGACUACUCGAUGGAACAGAUGGAGGAGUUUGAAUCGGUUAAUGUAGCUACAUUUUGAUUAAGGUUUUGUGUACGAGAGCUUUUACAGAGUCAGUGGAGAUCAGACUGUUUCAACUGUUCAGCUUUAGCAUGGAUGACAGACAAACAUCCAGUGAUGCAGAUUUUUCUAAAGGAUGCAGUUCAGUUCAGCAGGAGAGAUCAGAUCCAGCGCCCAGCUGUGUGUCUUUGAGGAGUGACAAGUCUAUGGGUUAUCCAAUAGAUUUUAAGAAUGACAGUACACCGACUGAUCUCAGUUCAAUCCCACCACAAAGAUCAGCAGUAACAAAACCCGUCUGUAAGAAGAAUGACCAAUCUAUGAAUCAACUACAGGACUUUAAUGAAAGCAGCAAUGAAGUCCUCAACACAUUUAGAUCAAACCUGAUGAAGAAGUUUAAGUGUCUGAAUGAGGGAACAUCAAAGCAGGGAAACCCAACACUCCUGAAUGAGAUCUACACAGAGCUCUACAUCACAGAGGGUGACGGUGGAGAGAUCAGUAAUGAACAUGAGGUGAGACAGAUUGAGAUACAAUCCAGGAGAGCAGCAACAGAAGACAGACCCAUCAAAUGCAAUGACAUCUUUAAACCUUUACCUGGACAACACAAACCCAUCACAACUGUGCUGACAAAGGGAGUCGCUGGCAUUGGAAAAACAGUCUCUGUGCAGAAGUUCAUCCUAGACUGGGCUGAAGGCAAAGUGAAUCAGGACAUCCAGCUCAUAUUUCCACUGCCUUUCAGAGAGAUCAAUUUGAUGAAGGGCAAAACAUUCAGUCUUUCAGAUCUUCUUCAUAUUUUUUUCCCUGAAACAAAAGAAAUGGAAAUAUCUAGUGGCAAAUAUAAAACGUUGUUCAUCUUUGAUGGUCUGGAUGAGUGUCGUCUUCCCUUACAUUUUCAAAGGAAUCAGACUCUACGAGAUGUAAACAAAAAUAAAUCAGUGGACGUACUGCUGACAAACCUCAUUGCGGGGAAUCUGCUUCCCUCUGCUCUCAUCUGGAUCACCUCCAGACCAGCAGCAGCCGAUCUCGUCCCGUCUCAGUGUGUCCAUCGAGUGACAGAGGUACGAGGCUUCAAUGAGCCACAGAAGGAGGAAUACUUCAGGAAGAGAAUCAGUGAUCAGAGUCUGGCCAAUACAAUCAUCACACACCUGAAGUCCUCAAGGAGCCUCUACAUCAUGUGCCACAUCCCAGUGUUCUGCUGGAUCUCAGCCACUGUUCUGGAGAAGAUGAUGAGCGAAGAAGCAGAGAGAGGAGAGAUUCCCAAGACUCUCACUCAAAUGUACACACACUUCCUGAUCCUUCAGACCAACAUCAAACAUGAGAAGGACUAUCAGAAGAACCUGACAGAUGAAGACAUGAUCCUCAAACUGGGCAAAGUGGCUUUUCAGCAGCUUGUGAAAGGCAAUGUGAUCUUCUAUGAGGAAGACCUGAGAGAGUGUGGCAUUGAUGUGACAGAUGCGUCAGUGUACUCAGGAUUGUGCACUCAGAUCUUCAGAGAGGAGUUUGGCUGGUAUCAGGGAAAAGUCUUCUGCUGGUAUCAGGGAAAAGUCUUCUGCUUUGUUCAUCUGAGUGUUCAGGAACAUCUAGCAGCUCUAUAUGUGCACCUCUGCUUCACAAACAACAACAGAAAUGUAUUUGACACAGGGUCUUUGUUGUCUGUGUUUAAGGACUGGUUUAAACUCAAUUCAUCAGAAUAUGUUUCAUUUUCUGAGCUCCAUGAGAGAGCCGUGAAUGAGGCUUUACAGAGUAAAAAUGGGCAUCUGGACCUUUUCCUGCGCUUCCUUCUGGGUUUGUCAGUGGCAACUCACCAGAUUCUCCUUCAGGGACUAAUGACACUGAGAAGAAAGUCUAACAGCAAUGACAAAACAGCUCAGUUCAUCAAGGAGAAGAUCAGGACCAUUGACUCUCCAGAGAAAUCCAUCAAUCUGUUCCACUGUCUGAAUGAACUGGGUGACCAUUCACUAGUGAAGGAAAUACAACAGUAUCUGAAUUCUGGAACAAUAAGUGAAGCCAGACUCUCUUCAUCUCAGUGGUCAGCUGUAGUUUUUGUGUUGUUGACAUCAGAGGAGAAGCUGGAUGAGUUUGAUAUUAAUAACUUUGUUGGAGAAAACAGUAAAGCUGGAAAACUGAAGGUUCUUCAGAAGCUGCUGCCUGUGAUUAAAGUUCAUUUGAGUGAUUGUGGAGUCACAGAUGAAGAUUGUGCUGCUCUGACUUCAGCUCUGAGAUCAAACCCUUCACACCUGAGAGAACUGAAUCUGAAUGAUAGAAACCUACGAGAUCUGGGUGUGAAGCUUCUCUCUGUUGUACUGGAGGAUCCUGACUGUAAAGUGGAGAAACUCUGGUUGAGGAAUUGUGGAGUCACAGAUGAAGGUUUUGCUGCUCUGACUUCAGCUCUGAGAUCAAACCCCUCACACCUGAGAGAUCUGGAUCUGUCUGGGAAUAAACUAGGAGAUUCAGUUCCUCUGCUCUCUGCUGUACUGGAGGAUCCUCGCUGUAAACUGGAGAAUCUGUGGUUGAGUUAUUGUGGAGUCACAGAUGAAGGUUUUGCUGCUCUGACUUCAGCUCUGAGAUCAAACCCCUCACACCUGAGAGAACUGAGUCUGUCUGGGAAUAAACUAGGAGAUUCAGUUCCUCUGCUCUCUGCUGUACUGGAGGAUCCUCACUGUAAACUGGAGAAACUAUUGUGGAGUCACAGAUGAAGGUUUUGCUGCUCUGACUUCAGCUCUGAGAUCAAACCCCUCACACCUGAGAGAACUGAAUCUGACUGGGAAUAAACUAGGAGAUUCAGUUCCUCUGCUCACUGCUGUACUGGAGGAUCCUCACUGUAAACUGGAGAAUCUGAGGUUGAGUUAUUGUGGAGUCACAGAUGAAGGUUGUGCUGCUCUGACUUCAGCUCUGAGAUCAAACCCCUCACACCUGAGACAACUGUAUCUGACUGGGAAUAAACUAGAAGAUUCAGACAUCAAGCUUCUCUCUGAUCUAAAGAAUGAUCCACAUUAUAAACUGGAGACACUAUUAUGGUGAAUAAGGAGCCGCUACAGAGACGUCACAGUCAACAGAGACUGAAGAUACAGAGGCGUCACAGUGAUCUCACUCUUGUGUGUGUGUGUGAGAGAGAGACUUCACAGCAGUUUCUUGUUUGGAUCUUUUUGUGGGUCUGAUUUCUUUUUAAAAUUAUAGAUCAGAUUUACACAAUGAUGUAAUAGAGGACUCGAACACUAAUAAAUAAUGUAAGAUUCUUCUAUUUGUGAUGACCCAUGAAAACUGCUGAAGACGCAUCUUUUUGUUGACUAAACUGGGAAUGGUCACAUGUAAGAUUUGUUAUUGAUUAGAUAUUGCACUGCUUGAUUACAAUGUUGAUGGUGUAACUUCCAAUAUUCAAUUACAUUAUUUUAAUCAACAAGAUACAGUGUAUAUAUUAGUAAUUUAUUAUUUAGGAAAAGGUGACAAGAAUUUACAAGAAUGUGAUUACAGAAGAUUAAUAGAAGUGUUUUAAAUGUCUCCGGCAAAUA